AUGAAGAGCAUUAUCAUCGCAAUCUUGAUUGCUCUCUUUGCUUGCACUUUUGUGUUUGCACAAGAUUCUGUUGUUGAUCUUACAUCAAAGAACUUUGAAGAAAAGUUACAAGAAAAGGAAUUUGCCUUGAUUGAAUUCUUUGCUCCAUGGUGUGGUCAUUGUAAGAAAUUGGUCCCUGAAUAUAAUAAGCUCGCUGAAAAGUUUGCUACCAAUGAAAAGGUUAACAUUUUCAAGGUUAAUGGUGACCAAGAAUCUGAUGUCAUGUCUAAGUUUGAAAUUCAAGGUUUCCCAACUAUCAAGUUGUUCAAGAAUGGUAAAUUCUUCAGAGAUUAUGAUGGUGAACGUACUGCUGAUGCUAUUGCUUCUUGGUUGCACAAGAAGACUGGUCCUGUCAGUAUUCCAAUUGAAUCUGCUGAAGCUUUGGAUCAAUUGAAGGCUUCCUCUAAGGUUAUUGUUGUUGGUUUCGUUUCAUCAAAGACUUCUGAAACCUACAAGAAGUUCCUCCAAGCUGCUGAUGAUAAGGAUUUGGAAGAAUUCAUUGUUGCUGAAGUUGUUGACAAUGCUGAAUUGAAUGCCAAAUUCGAUAUUAAGCAAGAUUCUGUUGUUGUUAUCAGAGAUUUUGAUGCUACUCCUGCUGUUUCUACUGAUUUCGAUGCUAUUGCCACUUUUGUCAAGGAUAAUGGUUAUCCAUUGGUUGAUGAAGUUAGUGGUGCUACUUUCCAAAGAUUUGUUGAUAAGGCUUUGCCAAUUGGUGUCCUUUUCAUUGAUUUCUCCAAUGCUGAAACUAAACAAAAGCACGUUGAAGAAUUGAACGAAAUUGCUCAAUCAUUCAAGGGUAAGGUUUCAUUGGGUUACUCUGAUGCUGCUGUUUAUGGUGGUCAAUUGGAAGUUAUGGGUGGUAAGAAGGAUGCCAUUCCAGGUUUCGCUGUCAUGGAUUUGGAAACUAGAUCAAACUAUCCACUCAAUAUUGAUACUGUUAAUAAGGAAGAAAUCAUUGCUUUCCUUACCAAGGUUUUGGCUGGUGAAGUUCCAAAGUUCUUGAGAUCUCAAGAAAUUCCAGAAGAAAACAAUGAAGCUGUUAAGGUUGUUGUCGGAAAGUCAUUUGAUGAUUUGGUUAUUAACAAUGAUAAUGAUGUUUUGCUCGAAUUCUAUGCUCCAUGGUGUGGUCACUGUAAGUCACUCGAACCAAAGUACACUCAAUUGGCUGAAGAAUUGAAGUCUGUCUCUGGUUUGGUUAUUGCCAAGAUUGAUGCUUCUGAAAAUGAUACUCCAAUCAACAUUGAAGGUUUCCCAACCAUUUACUUCUUCCCUAAGGGUGGUAAGGCUUCUCCAGUUUUGUAUGAAGGUGAUAGAACUGUUGAAAGCUUAAAGACUUUCUUACAAAAGAAUGCUGUUGGUGCUGUUUUCACUGAAAAGAAGGACGAAUUGUAAAUUUACAUUUUAAACCCAAUCUCUAAAUAAAUAUAUUUAUUCAU
Molecule: messenger RNA, 1475 nt
Organism: Naegleria gruberi
Lineage: Eukaryota; Heterolobosea; Eutetramitea; Acrasida; Naegleriidae
Product: disulfide isomerase family protein
Exons: 1
Coding region: 1-1431 (476 amino acids)
Biological process (GO): protein folding; response to endoplasmic reticulum stress
Cellular component (GO): endoplasmic reticulum
Molecular function (GO): protein disulfide isomerase activity
Source: RefSeq, a predicted model, not a curated record